Molecule: messenger RNA, 2191 nt
Organism: Cloeon dipterum
Lineage: Eukaryota; Metazoa; Arthropoda; Insecta; Ephemeroptera; Baetidae
Gene: abs
Product: ATP-dependent RNA helicase abstrakt
Exons: 13
Coding region: 222-2129 (635 amino acids)
Biological process (GO): mRNA splicing, via spliceosome
Cellular component (GO): spliceosomal complex
Molecular function (GO): ATP binding; RNA helicase activity; RNA binding
Source: RefSeq, a predicted model, not a curated record
AUUGCUAGUAAAUAUUCAACUGUCUUUGAAUCUCCAACUGCAGCCGCUGCAUGAAUGGCCAGACCACCGUAAUCAUUUCUGACAUUAAUGUCUGCUCCAUUGUCCAAGAAGCAACUUGACCAGUUCGAAAUGUCCUCUGCUCGCCGCAACGAUUAAUGCCGUUUGUCCAGCAAUCAUAGUUGCAUUCACGUCAAGGCACUUCAGGCCGAAGGAAUUAAAUAAUGGAAGACACAAGACAUAUUAUAAAUCGUAAAACUGGUCGAGCUCAGGAGGACGCUCGUGAAAUGCUCAACAGAAAGAGAUACCGUCGCGAAGAGGAGGAAGACAAAUCAUCUGACGAGGACAAUUAUGUCCCAUACAUUCCUGUGAAGGAGAGACUCAAGCAAACUUAUGCAAAACUUGGAAGACUAACACAGUUAAAAGAUGAGGGCAAAAAGACAAAGUCUUCAAGUGAAUGCGAAAUGGACAAUGAAGAUGAAGAAGAGGGCCAAGUAUGGGGUCGAAAAUCAAACAUUAGUUUGCUGGACCAGCACACUGAACUCAAGAAGCUUGCUGAAGCCAAGAAAGAGAGUGCGAUGGAGAAACAACUGAAGGAGGAAGAGAGGAUUCUGGAGAGCGUUGCUGAGCGGAAGGCUUUAAUGGGUGUCGCCGAAUUGGCGAAAGGCAUUCAGUAUGAUGAUCCCAUUAAAACUAGCUGGACAGCCCCUCGGUACAUAUUGGAGAAACCACCUUCGUACUUUGAUAAACUUCGAAAAAAGUGGAGGAUAUUAGUUGAAGGCGAAGAAGUGCCCCCGCCUAUUAAGACUUUCAAGGAGAUGAAGUUUCCAAAAGCAAUUUUGUCUGCUUUGGAUGAUAAGAAAAUCACGAAACCUACUCCCAUCCAAGUGCAAGGAAUACCAACAGUAUUGUACGGCCGCGACAUGAUUGGAAUCGCAUUCACUGGCAGUGGAAAGACGCUGGUAUUUGUUCUGCCCUUGAUCAUGUUUUGCUUGGAACAAGAAACAGCACUUCCAUUUGCUCGGAAUGAGGGGCCUUAUGGACUGAUCAUUUGUCCAUCAAGAGAGUUGGCCAAGCAGACCUUUGACAUCAUACAACACUUCACAGAGUAUUUAAAAAGGCAAGGGCUGCCUGAGAUAAGAAGCUGUUUGUCCAUUGGUGGAGUCCCUGUGUCUGAAUCUGCGGACGUGAUUGGAAAGGGUGUGCACAUCAUGGUUGCGACGCCAGGAAGGUUAAUGGACAUGUUGGACAAGAAAAUCGUGAAGCUGGACAUAUGUCGCUAUUUGUGCAUGGACGAAGCAGAUCGGAUGAUCGACAUGGGCUUUGAGGAGGAUGUCCGCACAAUUUUCUCUUUCUUCAAGGGACAACGGCAAACACUAUUGUUCUCGGCAACCAUGCCUAAAAAAAUCCAAAACUUUGCAAGGUCUGCUCUUGUUAAGCCAGUGACUAUCAAUGUUGGAAGAGCCGGAGCUGCGUCACUCAAUGUUAUCCAGGAAGUCGAAUAUGUGAAGCAGGAGGCCAAGGUCGUGUACCUUUUGGAGUGCUUGCAGAAGACAACGCCCCCAGUACUUAUUUUUGCAGAGAAAAAACAAGACGUGGACGCAAUCCAUGAAUAUCUGUUGCUCAAAGGAGUCGAAGCCGUGGCAAUCCAUGGUGGCAAAGAUCAAGAGGAGCGAUCUCGAGCUGUGGAUGCAUUUAGGAAAGGUAGCAAAGAUGUUCUUGUGGCGACUGAUGUUGCUUCUAAGGGAUUGGAUUUUGCCAACAUCCAGCACGUAAUCAACUAUGACAUGCCAGACGACGUUGAAAACUAUGUGCACAGAAUUGGUCGUACUGGACGGUCUGACAAGUCCGGUAUCGCCACAACGUUUAUAAACAAGGCCAAUGACGAGUCGGUGUUACUGGACUUGAAGCACUUGCUCAUAGAGGCCAAACAACGGGUCCCACUGUUUUUGGCGACUUUGCAGUCUGAAAAUGAGAAGUACCUACAUCUUGGAGAUGACAAUGGCUGCAGCUACUGUGGUGGUCUUGGCCACAGGAUCACAAACUGUCCAAAACUGGAAGCAAUCCAGAGCAAGCAGGCAUCCAACAUUGGAAGGAGAGACUAUCUCUCAAACACUGCCGCAGACUACUAGAUUUCUAUUAUUUCAUUAGUUUUAAUCUGGAAGAUUGCAUUAGGAUUAAAGAUAUUCAAUCG